AUGGGGCGUCCGCCCGCGUACAUCUUUGUCGUCAGGCACGGCGCUCGUCUGGACGCCGCCGAUAAGAAGUGGCAUCUCACCUCUCCGACUCCCUACGACCCUCCUUUGACCUACGGCGGCUGGCAACAAGCAAAGGCCCUCGGCAUCCGCAUCGGUAACAUCCUCCGACAGGCUGAAGCUGAUGGUGCCGCCGACCCCAGGUCUUCCAACGGUCGCGACCCUUCCGCCGACUCUCAGAAGAAGCGACGCAAGUUCAAGGUCGUUAUUCACAGCUCGCCAUUUUUGCGAUGCGUCCAAACCUCUGUCGCUAUUGGCGCCGGCCUGGCCCAGGCACCUCCCCCGGGAACUCCCUCCUACCCGAUGCCCUCGCCUACCACGAACCCUUCCGCCUCGCCCUUCAUUCUCCCGGCUGCCGUAGCUGACGAUCCCCGUCCGCUGUCCGUCGACACGAACGAGAGCAACCCCGAGUCCAGGAAGAAGAAGAUCAAGAAGUCCACUCUCCGGCUGGAUGCCUUCCUGGGCGAAUGGCUAUCGCCUGAAUACUUCGAGAUGAUCACACCCCCGCCGGGCUCUGCCAUGAUGUUGGCAGGUGCAAAGGCCGAUCUUCUGCGGCGGGAGAACAUCGGCGCUCAUGACCAAAUCGUCGAGCAUGCCCACCACCACGCCAACUCUGUUGGUCAGGCUCAGAGUCAACUCUGGAACAGCCCCAAGUUCAGGGCAGCUCCCGAGCGCUCCGACUCGGCCGACUCCAACUCGCCUUCCAUCCUCGGUCUCGAUAAUGUCUCCUCCAUGGCUGGCGCUCUGCCGCGAAGUCGUGCCGACAGCACGGCUAGUUCCUCGAGCCAGCGGGUCCGCUUCGCACUGCCAGAGCCCGCCAACCCGAACAAUCCAAGUGAUGGAUAUCUUGCCCCGAGCCCCAACUAUGCCCUAUCCUCUAGCGCCAAGAUCCCCGACGGCUAUGUGGCGCAUGCGCGGGAUGCUUGCGUCUCCGUUGACUACCAGUGGGAUUCGAUGAGGGACCCCCUGGACUGGGGCGAUGGCGGCAAGUACGGCGAGGAGUGGACGGCCAUGCACCAACGGUUUAGGAAGGGCAUCCAGAGGCUGGUGGACUGGUACACUACGGCCGAGCGUCCCGCCGAGAUGGUCACCAAGACGGUGAAGACGGCUUUCAACGGCGACACCGAGUGUGCCAUUGACGAUGAGGACGAGGACGAUGUUGAGCCGGUGGUCAUUCUAGUUUCCCAUGGCGCCGGGUGCAACGCCUUGAUCGGUGCCAUCACCCACCAGCCGGUUCUCAUGGAUGUGGCGAUGGCUUCCUUGACGGUAGCGGCCCGAAAGCCGGGCCGCGACUCCGAGCCCUCUGGGUUGGACACUCCCAUGUCAGAGGUAGACAUGGACCCCAUGUCUGGCACGAAAGGCCUCAUUCCCGUUCACCACUAUUACGAUUUGAAAAUGUUUGCCAACACCGAGCACUUGCGGCAGCCCGUGUCUGCCACCCACAACUUGUCUAGGGCUCCGUCCACCGCCUCGAACCACUCGCAGAACGGCCAGCCAUACCCGCGGGGCCGUAUUGCGUCUGUGAAUACAUAUACGCCCGGCCCCAUCACCCUUAAUCCGGACUCCUUCGCCUUCCCAGGCAGUCGGAGCAACUCGGCGAACGCGAACCUGGGCAGCAUGCGCCGCACCUCCAACAACACAUACUCCCUGCCCAGAGCACCGACGCUCAACACAACCGGAAUCACAGUCGGAAGUGGCGCGACUAGUUUCACGAAACCCUCGCCGACGCUUUCGGUUGGGCUGUGGUCGCCCAUCACGCCGCAGAAGGAGACGGAAGAGGAGGAUGAGGACGAUGACAUCUUCCCGGACUUUGACCACCGUAAGAAGCUGGCAACGCUCUCCAAGCCCGGACAGGAGAUCAUCAAGCCGCCGACGCCGGAGAGGAGGGAACCGCAGUUCGGCGGCCCCGCCAAGGUCCCGCACAGGCUGCAAGAGAUCUCUCGGCCGACCUCGAGCGACGGCACCGAUGAGGAGAACAAGAUUCCCCAGCUGGGCACGUUCAGCGCCGGCGGCCUCUGGGGAGCGCCUCGCCCGCUGGGGGAGACGGAGAUUAUGCGCGACAUGACGACUUCGAAGCGGCGAUGGACCGUCAACGAGCGCGCCUAG
This is a messenger RNA of Colletotrichum higginsianum IMI 349063, 2163 nucleotides long. Its product is annotated as Phosphoglycerate mutase. Lineage: Eukaryota; Fungi; Ascomycota; Sordariomycetes; Glomerellales; Glomerellaceae. The record is from RefSeq and is a predicted model, not a curated record. The transcript is spliced from 2 exons. Bases 1 to 2163 code for a protein of 720 amino acids.